AGCCAACUAUAUCUUCUCGACCUGAGUGUUAGGAUCUUAAUCAAGGAUAUGCUUUGGUAUUGCUGCUGAAGAAACUUCAUUCAAGAUGAACAAACGACAGAACUACCAUGAGGGCUUCUUGGAUAAGCGGUCGUUCAAAGACAAGACAUCUCGUAAAAUGUGGACUUGUCUCUGCGGCAACGUGCUUUAUUUCUACAACGACAAGAGGGAGACUGAAUGCACUUGGAAGUUGGACCUUGGAACGCUAGUGUCCAUAACAGAUGACAACACAGUGGAUCAAAAGUUGGACGUGGCUAAACUCAACAUUCAGACCAAAGACGGCAUCUACAAAUUUGCUGCACCGAACGCGGAGGCUCGUGAGUUGUGGAAGGGCUUGAUUAAAUCUGUAGCUGAGCUGUCCGUGCCCACGAAGCUGAACCUGUUGCCGGGACAGAUGGUCAUGCUGGAAGAAGUUGUGAAAAAGGAGAAAGAAAGACUACGAAAUGCUCAACAAGACAUGCCCAGUUGCUUUCACCCCGUGUCCCGCAUGGAGGCCGAGCUUCUGCUGGAACGAGAGGCCAACCGAGGAAACCUGUUGCUGAGGCCUAGCAGCGACGGCAACGGCUUCGCUCUCAGCACCAGGGAAGAGAUGAAGGAGGCCAUCUACAAACACUACCACGUUAGCCGCACGCCGGAAAACGGCUUCAGCAUCGAUGUGGAUAAUCCUGUCGCAUGUAAUUCGUUGCACGAAGUCGUCAAGUACCUUUUAGAGGCGACAGCUGGAGCUCUGACGACUCUGGACAGGGAGGAAACCUAUCAGAAAAAUAUUUUUUGCAUUUCCACGGAUGCUGAAAAUGGGGAGAGGAGAGUGCAUAGUGCCAACACAUCCGUGCACAUCCCGCUGCAAGGGCUUCACCCCAAGCAAGCUUUGCCAAGAGUGCCGAGUGAAGAGCAGGAAGAAAAUGUCUAUGUGAAUGACAAUAUUCCCGACGAUUCCACCGUGGAGCUGUCGCCAGAGCCUGAACCCAAACAGCCGGCUGGAAAAUUGCCUAACGUCUCAAAGCUUGAAACCAUAAAGGAGGCUGAGAAAUCACCAAAAGCGCAAAGGCCAACGCCCGAAAGAAAAAUACCAAUUGGGAAAUUGCCGAAAGCAUCGACGGCAGACGCUAAACCGUCGCCUGGGAAAUCACAGAAAGUGUCGCUGGCAGACACUCAAGACACUCACACUGGGAAAUCACCAAAAGCGUCCUCGCCAGAUGUUAAAGAACCAACUGCAAAAUCGCAGACAGCGCCGACGCCUGCCCCCCGCAGAUGUCCACCGUCUACCUCGCCGCCCACCGUCAAGUCCUCACUCAGCAGGGACAUCAGAUUGAGGCACCACAACACGGACUCCCACGUCCAAGCAUCUUUGGAAGAACUCAAGCUUAAGUUGAAGAAAGUCGGCAAGUGUGUCGAAUGACUCCCGUGACCUCUGCAACCUCUGCAACCAAUCAAUGUGAACGACUGACGACACGUCCGUCGCCAUUACGACCAGCUGCACUUUCUCCCACUUCACCCGUCUCGAAUUCUCUGCUGCAAACGUGGUGAAGACGGUCGCUGCCAUUAGCAUGGCAGUAGCAAAUGUCCCUCAUAUAUCUAUGAACUGCUGCUAGUUAGCCUUUGUAUAUAAUAUAUAAUUAUGGGCACAGAUGGAAAUAUUGCCCCUGUAUUAUUUGAUUCCUGUUUUGUACCGAAUACAAAUUGUUGGACCUGAUGUCAA
Messenger RNA from Corythoichthys intestinalis (scribbled pipefish), 1738 nucleotides. RefSeq names its product signal-transducing adaptor protein 1-like. Gene Ontology annotation, molecular function: signaling adaptor activity. NCBI's taxonomy places the organism in Eukaryota, Metazoa, Chordata, Actinopteri, Syngnathiformes, Syngnathidae. The transcript has 13 exons. The record is from RefSeq and is a predicted model, not a curated record. Bases 86 to 1438 code for a protein of 450 amino acids.